Molecule: messenger RNA, 1549 nt
Organism: Mytilus trossulus (common blue mussel)
Lineage: Eukaryota; Metazoa; Mollusca; Bivalvia; Mytilida; Mytilidae
Product: muscarinic acetylcholine receptor M4-like
Exons: 2
Coding region: 43-1176 (377 amino acids)
Biological process (GO): G protein-coupled receptor signaling pathway, coupled to cyclic nucleotide second messenger; chemical synaptic transmission
Cellular component (GO): plasma membrane; dendrite
Molecular function (GO): G protein-coupled serotonin receptor activity; neurotransmitter receptor activity
Source: RefSeq, a predicted model, not a curated record
AGAUCUUCCUGAAAGAUUUUACUCCAACGAUCCUGAUUUUAAAUGGAAACUAAUUUUAGCUGUUGUAACACAUCUGAUGAUGUAGACAAAUCUCUAACACCUGGACGGAUAAUCAUUGGCACAUUUCUCGUUUUAAUUACUGCCUUUACUGUGUUUGGAAAUAUUCUUGUUUUGGUUGCAGUGAAAAGAGAAAAACAACUGCAAACAAAAUUUAAUACCUAUAUAGUUAAUUUAGCAGUGACCGAUUUAACUGUAGCUUUAUCUGCAAUGAGUUUCUAUACAACUGAUAAUAUUUUGGGAUAUUGGCCAUUCGGAAAGUUCCUCUGUGGAGUGUGGAUUUUCAACGAUUAUGGAAUGACAUUUGCCUCCGUUUUUACUAUAAUUGUAAUAUCAAUCGACAGGUUCUGGGCAGUAACAUGGCCGAAUCACUACAAAAACCACCAUACAAAGAAAAAGUGUGCGGUAUCAAUUGCAAUUAUAUGGAUAUGUAUGGUAGUUCUGUGGCUUCCUUCCUGUAUUGUGGACCGGGUUAGUCAUGCAGAUAUAGAUGGUACUGUUUGUAUAUGGGAUCCAGCUCUGAAUCAAAAAUUUGUUAUUGUCAUAGCAAUAAUAGGUCAUCAUGGGUCAUUCUUUGUAAUACUGUUCUGCUAUAUUCGUGUAUUUUACACUCUUAGAACGCGAAAUAGUAUUGCAAGAAGAAUAAGACCAACGCCAGUUACAGUUCAAAAUCUCUCUGUUAUUUACCCCUCUACAAUAGAAACAAAAGUGUCUUCACCGGAAACGAAAUACGAUGACUUAUCAUCACUAGAAAUCACUGGAGAUCAUUUAAAACCUGGAAACGUAAGAAAAAACUCGAAUCCAGGAUCAACAGGAGUACAUGCAACAACAAGUAAAAGCGAACAUGCAGAAUCUGAGAAAAAAACACAUGUUUCAACUCGAGACAGGAGAGCAUUCGUCACACUGACGUACAUUAUUAUAGGUUAUGUAAUAUGUUGGUUUCCUUUUCAUAUAGUGUUUGACGUAAGUGCUGUCAAACCAGACGCUGUUUCACACACGGUGUACUUAAUUACAUUCUGGUUAACUUAUAUUAACUCUACUAUAAAUCCAUUUUUGUAUAAUUUUAGUAACCCCGAAUUUCGUAAAGCGUUUAAAAAAAUCUUACUACGAAGAAAAUAAAUAACCUCAUGCGUUUAUAUUUUUGCUGAGUUGAUCAAAAUAGCCAUUGUGUCCUUAAGAAUGUUUUUAUAAUAAUCACAUGCACUUGGCUUUUUAAUAAGCUGGUGGUCCCAUUAUUUAUUCUAGUACCUUAUUAUAUGUCCUUGAUGUAAUUAUUUUGUUAUGAAAUUCUGUUUUUCUUUUAGAAAAUUGGAUUGGGGUUUAUAUCUUCCAUCUCAUUUAUAAGGCUCGAUGAAAUUACUGUUUAUGUGAAGGUUUGAUUGUAUAAUCAGUUGAAAUUGUCAUUGCAUAAAACACAUUACGCUCAAUCAAGACUAUCAUAUAACAUCGAGAGUAAUCAGAGUAUAUAAUAUAGAUAAUAUGACACACCCUU